AUGGUAUGGCAUGGGGACGAAGGCUGCAUCGAUCGAUGUUCAGCUGCGCUCAACAAGGCAGAUGAACGUCUAGUGUCCGCAGCCGGCUUGGCUUGCAGCAACAUGCACCGCGCAGCGGGGGGCGGCGGGGCACCCCGAACCGGUCGCCACUCGCCGAACACCCGGUCCCCGGUGUGCCGGCAGGCAGGCUCUCAUCUCGCAUAUGUACCCUACAUACAACGCUAUCCUUAUCUAGAUGAUCCAAUACCAUAA
This is a messenger RNA of Arctia plantaginis, 252 nucleotides long. NCBI's taxonomy places the organism in Eukaryota, Metazoa, Arthropoda, Insecta, Lepidoptera, Erebidae. The record is from the annotation of a GenBank genome assembly.